Malania oleifera is the source of this 1976-nucleotide messenger RNA. RefSeq lists its product as uncharacterized. NCBI's taxonomy places the organism in Eukaryota, Viridiplantae, Streptophyta, Magnoliopsida, Santalales, Ximeniaceae. Bases 782 to 1591 code for a protein of 269 amino acids. The record is from RefSeq and is a predicted model, not a curated record. The transcript is spliced from 5 exons.
GCAGCAGGCUCUCCCGCAGGCCUUGUCCAUCGUAGCAAGGGCCCAGACAUGGGCCAGAUGCGAGACUAGGACAGAGUAUCUUAAUACGGUAGGGGUGCAAGUGCAACGAUGCUGCUUUCUCUCCCACUUUGGACUGAUGCUGGGCUAGCAUUCUCAAACCGGGUCGCAUCGCAUGUCUCCAAACACUCCACUUGAACAUUUCUGAGUUCUGCAGACGAGAGUUUCAUGAUCGCGCAAACUACUGGAUGCCCUGUGGAGUAUGUCAGUAAUCAGAGUAGCGCAGUGGAAGCGUGGGUGGGACUAGAUAGAGAGGACAGCAUCAAGAAACAGCUAUGAAGGGAGAAUUUAGACGAAAUUGUGGGAGAAGUGAAGGGUAAGUGCUCGACAUGUAGAUUCUCCAGGUUGCUAUCGUCUUCAUGUAUUUGUGCGAGUAUUCUCACUUUGAUCAGAAGGGAACCUAUGUCAUGCAUAUCAAUGAUUGUAUUGUAUAACUGGAUGCAAGGUGAAUCAUGUAAUGUUUUUAUUGAAGGGGGAGUUAAGAGAAUGCACUUGUUCCUAGCAAGAGAUGAAGUGCUAAGCUGCUUUUGCAAGAACCUUCUUGACUUAAUUCUCCACUAGUUUUCCAAAUCCACCAUCCACUGAUGGUCUGCAAUGCCUGGUCAGGCAUCAUGGAAUGGAUUCUGUUGACAGUUGGUGAUAGGAAGAAGAUUACCUCAAAACAAAUCACAUCCAAGCACAUCUAAAGUGGUAUGUUCCAUUAAGCUAUUUCUUUCCAUGUGCUAUGUGGAAAUUUGCUUCAAAUGCUGUUGCUGGAGCCAUUGGAUUGAAGAAUAACCGUUUAAAUCCAAGUCGAGCCACAUCAGAACGCUCAGCUGAUGAAAACUACUCGGACACUGGCAGAGGGGAAGGACUAAAAUGCCCAAUCUGCUGGGAAUCUUUCAAUGUCGUUGAGAAUGUGCCGUACAUUUUAUGGUGUGGCCAUACCCUUUGUAAAAACUGUGUCUUGCGCAUACAAUCGGCUGUUUUAAAAUUCCCAAUAUUACCAACCCAUCUUCGAUUCUUCAUUUCUUGCCCAUGGUGCAACCUACUAUCUGUCAGGCUGAUUUACAAGGGAAAUCUCAAGUUUCCCCGUAAGAAUUUCUUUCUACUCUGGAUGGUUGAGAGCCAGAAUGGUAAUAGGGUAAAGUCAAAUCCUCUCUUGGGUGAUGAACAUCAACCAUUCUGGUCUUCACGUAGAAACUUGGCUAUGGGAAAUCAACUUGGCUACACAACCCAGAGGCACCCCCCAUAUAUCCAAUUUCCUGAGCAGUUGGAGCCCAAUCAAGAUAGCGUUUUUCUCAUCUGUAGCCAUCUCAAUGUGCAGAGACUGCGUACAUGUCUUCGCAAGUCCUUGAAUUUCAUUGUUCACCUCAUGGCCAAGAUCCCUUUGAUCAUCAUAUUUUUUCUGAUCAUCUUGUACGCAAUACCCGCCAGUGCAGCUAUCUUGAUCUCAUACAUUUUCAUCACAUUUCUGUUUGCUCUGCCAUCUUUUCUGGUAUUGUACUUUGCUUACCCCACUUUGGAUUGGUUGAUUGGAGAAAUAUUCACGUGAGUCGCUGUCUGUCUCUUGAACUCUGUAGCAUUAAUACUUUCCCUUUGAAUCCACAAGCUAUGAAAUUUAACAUCAUUCCCAACUCUGAGUCUGACCCAGCUUCCUUGUUUCAAAACCAAUGGAUCAUGGCUCAAGCUUUUCUGUUUGACGACUUUUUGAUGGUAUGAGAAAAUCUGGCUCUGGAAUUUUGAUCUAGAAAUCUGGGCCAAAUGAGAAGAUUUUAGUGUUACUUGCCUGUAUGCCUGGCUUUCAGUAUGUUGCUUUUAUGUAUGAGCGAAGUUUUGCUGUACAGUUGAAUAGUUAUCAUGUUAAUUAAAUUUGAUGAAACAAUAUCCUUUUAAUAUUACUAUUAUAGAAACUCGAAUAGCUGCAUUAAACUUUUUUU